AUGUCCUGGUUCCAGAAAAACUUCACCCUCCCCCCUCGCUCCCGCGGCUCCUACCUAAUCACCGACCAUGUGCUGUCGGAAGUGCCCGAGAUCCGCGACUACAAGGUGGGCAUGCUGAACCUGUUCGUGCAGCACACCAGCUGCGCGCUGUCGCUGAACGAGAACUGGGACGACGACGUGCGCGCCGACAUGAGCGAUGCGCUGGACCGGAUCGCCCCGUACGACCGCAAGGGAAACCUCUACCGCCACUCCGCCGAGGGAGAGGACGACAUGCCGGCCCAUAUUAAAUCGGCCCUCAUCGGCGCCUCCGUCAACAUCCCCAUCUCCAAUGGUCGUCUGGCUACCGGCACCUGGCAGGGAAUCUGGUACCUCGAGUUCCGGACGAGUCGGCACGCGAGAAAGGUGGUGGCUACCAUCCAGGGCGAGAAGGCCUGA
This is a messenger RNA of Aspergillus terreus NIH2624, 435 nucleotides long. RefSeq names its product YjbQ family protein. The transcript has 2 exons. The record is from RefSeq and is a predicted model, not a curated record. The coding region runs from base 1 to 435 and encodes 144 amino acids. NCBI's taxonomy places the organism in Eukaryota, Fungi, Ascomycota, Eurotiomycetes, Eurotiales, Aspergillaceae.